Diabrotica balteata is the source of this 806-nucleotide messenger RNA. NCBI's taxonomy places the organism in Eukaryota, Metazoa, Arthropoda, Insecta, Coleoptera, Chrysomelidae. The record is from the annotation of a GenBank genome assembly.
CAGAGAAGAAGAGGUAAACUUUAACAAUGUUUUAACCUCAAUCGUAUUUUUAUUAUUCUAAGAAUUUCUAGAAGGAAGAUUAAAAAACUGUAUUAUUUGUUUAGUAUAAGAAAUAAUAAAACAGGCAUAACAUCAACCCGCAAUAAUGUUUGGGUUAAUAGUAUCUGGACGACUAGUCCAAACCGAGUUUCAACAAAUUAGUGAAACACAAUUGGUAACUACAAUCCCAGAUGCAGAUAAUAUUAAUCAUAUUGUUGUAUUUUUAACGGGAGUUGUUCCUUUUCCUGAAGGAAUGGCUGGACAAGUUUAUUUCAGCUGGCCUGAUCCCACUGCCCCUCCCAACUGGAUUCCACUUGGAUAUAUCUCAAAUCAAAAACCAUCAGCAAUAUUUAAAUUGUCUGGUAUAAAGAGACUGCAUGAAAUGGGAGAUUAUUCAAAUAUGAUGUUCGGAAUGAGUCACAUUGUGCAUAAUGCACAAAUUGGAAUAUCUAUAGAGCCUAUAACAAACGUUCAUGACAUACCAUCUCCGAAUAAUUUAGAAUCUAAUGUUACAUUCGCCCAAAAGAUGUUAGAAAAUUUUAUGAAUUAUAUUCUUAGUUACACAGUCAAUCAAGGUAAUAUGGUGCCAGAUCCAACUGUAACAUAUGUUCCACUUUCUACUGUGCAGAACUGGUAUGUGAAUUUUGAACGAAGACUGCAACAAAAUCCAAAUUUUUGGAAGUAAUUUCAACUAUGUGUGCUUUUUAUAUUAUUUUUUGUUUUUUAUUUGUGCAAGUAAGAAUAAAAGAGAUUUAAAUUUUUUAAGU